Messenger RNA from Cricetulus griseus (Chinese hamster), 927 nucleotides. NCBI's taxonomy places the organism in Eukaryota, Metazoa, Chordata, Mammalia, Rodentia, Cricetidae. The record is from RefSeq and is a predicted model, not a curated record.
AUGCUGAGUGCAGCAGAAGGCAUCCUCCUUUUUAUUGCCACUAGUGAGGCUGUGCUGGGUGUUUUAGGGAACGCAUUCAUUGCACUUGUGAACUGCAUGGACUAUGCCAGGAGCAAGAAGAUCUCUAAGAUUGGCUUCAUUCUCACUGGCUUGGCAACUUCCAGGAUUUGCCUUAUGUGAAUAAUAACUUUUGAUACAUAUGUAAAGUUAUUCUCUAUACCUACACUUACCUAUGGCAACCUGUAUGAAUAUGUCAGUUACCUAUGGGUAACUAUGAAUCACUUGAGUGUCUGGUUUGCUACCAGCCUCAGCAUCUUCUAUUUCCUGAAGAUAGCAAAUUUUUCUCACUAUGUAUUUACCUGGCUGAAGAGGAGAGCUGAUAGAGUUUUUAUUAUUCUGGUAGGAUGCCUUUUUGUCUCAUUGUGUAUUGCUAUUGCACAGAUUGUGAAGAUGAUUAAUGAUAUUAAAAUGCAAUACAGAAAUGUCUCCUGGCAGGUUCACCUGGAGGUAAAGGAUUUAUUUAUUAGCCAUGGCAUUUUUCAAUUUGGCAUUCUUUUCUUCUUUAUGAUAGCUGUUAUUACAUGUCUCCUGAUAAUCAUUUCUCUUUGGAGACACAACAAGCAGAUGCAAUCGAAUGUCUCAGGAUUCCGAGACCUCAAUACAGAAGCUCAUAUGAAAGCCAUGAAAGUUUUAAUUUCUUUUACCGUCCUCUUUAUCUUGUAUUUUGUAGGUUUGGUCAUAGAAAUGCUGUGCUUUUCGUUGCAAGAAGGAAAACAGCUAUUAGUUCUCGGUGUGAUAAUUGUACUCAUGUAUCCAUGCUGUCAUUCAUUUAUUCUAAUUCUAGCAAACAACCAGCUGAAGAAAGGUUCCUUGAAGUUUCUGCAGCAAUUAAAGUGCUGUGACAAAGGAGAGCUCAGAGGCACGUAA